This is a messenger RNA of Dermochelys coriacea (leatherback sea turtle), 10881 nucleotides long. RefSeq names its product branched chain amino acid transaminase 1 (gene BCAT1). The record is from RefSeq and is a predicted model, not a curated record. Gene Ontology annotation, cellular component: mitochondrion. Gene Ontology annotation, biological process: L-leucine biosynthetic process; L-valine biosynthetic process. NCBI's taxonomy places the organism in Eukaryota, Metazoa, Chordata, Testudines, Dermochelyidae. Gene Ontology annotation, molecular function: branched-chain-amino-acid:2-oxoglutarate transaminase activity.
AUGCUCACCGGCAACAUGGCAAGCUCAUUGACAGCUGAGCAGGGAGGCGAUGCCUUCUCGUGCCAGGGCUGUCAGAAUGAGUGCCCAGCUGGAGGAUGUACAGGGGGAGCCACAAAACAAGCAACUGAAUCUUUCAAGGCUGCAGACUUAAUUAUUAACCCAGCUACCACUUUCAAGGAAAAAGACCCCAAUGGUUUGGUGUUUGGAACUGUUUUCACAGACAACAUGCUGAUAGUCGAGUGGUCUUUGACUUCAGGAUGGGAGAAACCUCAUAUUAAGCCUCUUGAGAACCUUUCAUUACAUCCAGCCUCAUCAUCUCUCCACUAUGCUGUGGAACCAAGAGGAGAGACAGAGGAGAAUCUGGUCCCAAUGGUGUGGCUCAAUGAAUACACACUGUUUGAAGGGAUGAAGGCUUAUCGAGGAGUGGAUGGUAAAAUUCGCCUGUUCCGCCCAGCACUCAACAUGGACAGGAUGCUGCGGUCAGCAGCGCGAGCAACACUGCCACUUUCUUUUCUUCUUUCUUUUUCUUUCUUUUUCUUUUUUCUUUUUCCUUUCUCUUCUUUCUUUCUUUCUUUCUUCUCUUUUGAGUGCAUCCGGAAGCUUGUGGAAGUGGAAAAAGAGUGGGUCCCGCAUUCUACGUCUGCAAGCCUGUAUAUCCGCCCUACUUUAAUUGGAACAGAGCCUUCUCUCUGGAGUCAAGAAGCCAACUAAGCCCUGCUGUAUGUUAUACUGAGUCCUGUGGGCCCAUACUUUGCAAGCGGAAGCUUUAAUCCAAUAUCCUUAUGGGCAGAUCCCAAAUGUAGAGCCUGGAAAGGAGGAACGGGGGACUGCAAAUUGGGAGGGAAUUAUGGUUCUUCCAUCUAUGCCCAGCGUGAAGCUAUGGAAUUAGGGUGUCAGCAGGUUCUGUGGCUUUAUGGAGAGGAUCAUCAAAUCACCGAAGUCGGAACAAUGAAUCUUUUCCUGUACUGGGAAAAUGAAGAUGGAGAAGAGGAACUGGCAACCCCACCGUUAGAUGGCAUCAUUCUUCCUGGAGUGACGAGGCAGAGCAUCUUGGAGCUGGCACACAAGUGGGGAGAAUUUAAAGUGUCUGAGCGGUACAUCACCAUGAGUGAUCUGACAGCUGCCUUGGAGGAAAACAGAGUGAAGGAGAUGUUUGGUGCUGGGACAGCUUGUGUCGUAUGCCCUAUUUCUAAAAUAUUAUACAAAGGCAAGAAUUUGCACAUUCCAACUAUGGAGAAUGGACCUCAGUUAGCAACCCGCUUCCUGAAUCAGCUGACUGAUAUCCAAUAUGGAAGAGAAGACAGCGAAUGGACACUCCUGGUGUCAUGAAUGCAGAGUGGCGGGGAUCAGACCUUCCAUAUAUUACCCGACAGGCCGAACCGUUACACCAGAACAAUUGUCGAUUUUCUGUAGCUGCCUGUUUAGAGCUGUGCGUAGGGUAGUCAGUGUUCUCCCUUUCCUCCCCAGGGUGAUUGUUUCCACAUGCCAGGGAAUGUGAACACAAUCAUUAUGAUUUCUACCAUAGUCUUGCUAAUAGACGCCUAUCUUCUUGUUAGAAGUGCUAGAUGUAAGCAAUAGAACUGUCCCAACUGUUUUCUUGGUGCCUCCUUGUGUCUUAUGUACAGUCCAAAAACUUGUCAAAUACUCUUCAACUGCUCUUCAGUGUAAGCCACGGUGUUUUUUCAACUGCCACCACUACUGGAGCAGACUGCCAUAUAAAAAAAGUUGCCCAUUACUUAGGAGAACAGUUACUAUCCUUUAGUCCUAUUUCAUUGCAUCCUCAGGCAAGGGAUUAUGUUUUUCUCUGUUACUCCACUUAUGUGGGAGGUUCCUCACUGCAUUCCCAGAGCCCUGAGGAGCCCCUGUUUUUUAUUCUGCCAACAUCAUACCCUCACCUUUUAGGCCCCAUGUCAUAGCAACCACUCCUUUAGAAUGAUGAUGAAUUGGUGGGGAAUCUCUUCAGAGCCUGGCAACAGCACUCCUAAAUCAGCUUACAAGAACUAGCAGUGAUCUUUCCCCACCCAAGGCUUUACAGUGCUCCCUGGCCUGGCUGGCCCACUUGUUUCUUAAUAAGAUCUUUCUAUUUUCUGAAGAGGCCAUGGCUUUCCAGUAUGGGUUCUCCUACACCUUCCCCUGCUUGCCAGUGGAAAGUGCUCAAUGCAGGAGAACAGAGGGAUUUCGUUCAGCCUUUGUCAUUCUGCACUACCAUGUUCCCUUACCUCUUCAUACACCACUUGACUCAUGAUACACUCUCUUGUUGUUAUUUGGAAGCAGAUACAGAGCUGUUAGCUCGCAAUUAGGAAAAUUAAUAACUUCUGCUCCUUUUCUUUAAUCCUUAAAUAUGCUACCAUCCAUAUAAGCUUUCUCAUCUAUGUGCACACUUUUCUCAACUAGUUUUAAGAUGUCUCUUGCCAAAAAGGAACUACAGUAUUCUUUAGCAAUACUCCAAAAUGCUAGGGGCCUGCUUUUUCUGUUACUCUGGCAUAGAACUGAUGUAACUUCAUAGCUGUCAAUGGAGUUACACCUGCAUACAAUCAGAUUAACAGAAUGGAGCCUCAGACCCUACAUUUUACUUUAGCCAUACAGCAGUAUUUUGAGAACUAACUAGUAUUUUUUUAAUAAAGGGGGAAGAGUUUCUCUUCCACACUUUCUAACAGACUCCACCUAUAACUAGCAAUUGCUAACACAAUGUAAAAUAUACUAAGCAUCAUCUCUAAUGGACAGCCCCCUGUCUUAAGCCACCACUUAAAAUUAUCCACAGGGGUUUCUUGUACCGUAUUCGGUCAAACAUUAACCCUCAAUCUCUACUAGGCCAUCAUUUUCUGCUGGUCCCAUGAGUGGUGAGUUAGACACAUCUUUCUGUAGUCAAUUCUGAUACCUUAUUGAAGAACAGUUGAAGGUUACCAGUGACAAUUGUUCAGAGUGAGUUGUUGGACAGUAUUCUAUUUAGAAUAUACCUACAAGCACAAAAUGCUGUUUCAUUUAUGGUAGCAGUAGUACUGUGUAUCUCUUCUACUCACAGUUUGAAUUUGUACUGUGCUCUGCUCUCUGUUCAGUUUCUUGCAAUGUAUCAUAGGCCACUGGUAGUUUGUUUGUUUGUUUUUAUUCAUCCACUGGAAAAAUUAACAUGGGGGAUACAUUGAGAUAUGAUGUGGGGUAAAAGCGUUUUUCCAACAAGGCAAGUACCACAACUGGAGUGCCUUUGACUAGAGUGUGUGUCACAGAACUCAUACAAGGUUACGUCAUGAGUGAGACUAAAUGACUUCCUCUUACUAGACUGUAACCUGACCCCUCACGUUUAGCUUAGAUAAUUCUCUUUGAUAGCAAAAGUCUAGGUGGUUCGGUUUAAUGAGGUGCCUGGGGAAUUGGAUGUGCUACUCCCAUACUUGAGAUAUCAGUAGUAUUAACAGAAGUUGCAAAUCAAAUUCCCCAUGGACAGUACUGACAGUAAUCUACUCACAAGUCAGAGUAAAGAAAUGAAAACCAGUUACAAUGAUUGAUUUAGAGUGGUUGACUCCUUAUAGAGGUGAGUGAAGCCGUUCUUAAAUCAGACUACAAUAAUUUUAAGUGGGGCUCGACAUUGGCCUGUACUUGGGGUGGUCUACACUGACUUUUGGGGAGACCUGAGUUAGACCUCCUGUCUUACCUCUUCACCUCUUGUACUGCUAGAGACCUCAAAAGUGCAAGGGCUAACAGAAGACAAAAUUGGAAGGUCCACAAAAAUACGAGCUAUUUCCUAGAGAAAAAGUGAAACCAUGUGGAGCACUCCCAGUCAGCUGGUGUCACCUCUGUGAAUACUUUUGCUCCCUCUUAGUAAAUUCAAACAGCCUUGAUUAUUUUCAUUCAGGCUCUGGGUGAACAGGUUCCAGGUUUUAAACAUUAUAUACUAAAUAAACCAGCAGAAUAUUUUGAUCUUGCAUGACAAUCCUGUGUGGAAAUACAUUGCCUGCAUUCUGCAUCUGUAUUAUUUUAUCCUUUUAUCAUAAAAUUCCAAGAAAUAACAUUUGUAAAUAACAGUGAGCACUUGAGAGAUACUGUGUUCUCCUUAUUUUAGCCCAUAAAGUUUAGAAAGGAACCAUGCUAUUCCCUGAACUGAUAGAUUGUAAAAGAACAUCUGCACAUCUCUUUUCCAUGAUCGCUAUUUGUUUAAUUGUAGCAGAUUAACAUAGAAAGGGUAUGGUACAUCAUAAAUAGGCAAUUAUCCAUUCUUCAUCACUUAGUUAUGGUUACACUAAUUGAUCAUUUAAGAAAUAAGAUAGUCUAACAUUAGGAACAUUUGAGGCUGUUCAGAAAAGAUCAACAAAUUAAUAAUUGUGUGAUAUUUGCAUAAUUGGCUGCAAUUAUUUAAUGUUUAAUUGGGUUGAUCAAAUGCGAUUCAGCCUCUCACGUGUAUGCUUUACAAACAGUGGUACUUUAAAAUGAUAAUGAUGAACUAUAAUUUUUGCAAAUUCUUUCUUUCCCCCACUUUAUUCUUUGAUUAUUAUUUUCAGCCUUGAGCAUGUUCCUAAUUUUCAGUUUAGUUUCAGCUAUUCUUCUGUCGGAAAGAAAUCCUAAAAAUGAGAUUCCAUUUCAGAGGUCCACAAAAACUAGUGUUUUAUACAAACCUUGAUGAUGCAGGAGUUGUGGAAUUAGCAGCUGUCACUGCAUUGCCAUAUUCGUAAUAACAGUUCAGGGCAAAUACACCCAGGGGUAACAAUUAUUUAUUCUGGUGAGAACUCUGGCAAAGGAUCCUCAGGGUAGAAAGUCCAUCCAGAGGAGGUUGUGGCAGCACAAAGCAAAUGUAAUUUCCUUGCAAGGGGAGUUAGGAGGGCAGCAAAGACCAAAAAAUGGGAGAUGUUGGCCAGGGGGACAUGGCCAUUGGAUGUUCUCACUCAAUAUAAUCUUCAACAGCGUCCAUGAGAAGGAUUCCCAGCCAUAAGCUAAGUCUGCCCACGUCCCCUAGCAGAAAUCCCUGAGGGAUUGCAGUGGUAAUACCACCUGCCCUUUUUCUGGAUGAAUCACCACUAGAGUGCUGGGAGAUAUAAUUGAACCUUCCCUGCCUAAGUGCUGGUGAUUCUCUUGUUCUUAUUUUAUAUUACACCUGGAGAAUGGUAAUCUGAAAAAUAGGGCAUUUGAAAGGUAAAGGUUCAGUAUGUGCUGGUGGUAAUGGACACACAAUAGGGUGUGUCUACACUUCAGGUUAGAGAUGCGAUUCCCAGAUUGAGGAGACAUACCCACGCUAACACUGAUAGAGCUAGCAUGCUAAAAACAGAGUGUAAGCUGCGAUUGUGGGAGCAGCAGGACGGGCCAGCCAUCCAAACAGAUGCCUAGGGUCUUAGAAGGAAUUGUACACAGGGAAGCUAGCUCCUUAAACUACUGCAGCUACGUUUCUAUUUUUAUCAUGCUAGCUCAGUCAGAAUUAGUGUGGGUAUGUCUCAUUGAGCUGGGAGUUGCACUUUCAGCUUGAUGUGCAGACAUACCGAUGUGUGAACCAUUCUUCAUGUCUAAGCGACUAGCAGUGGGCAAGGCAGAAGGGGCAAGAGUUGAGAGCUAUUUCACAGACCCAUCACCAGUGGGGAAGGAGAGGAGGGACUCUUGUCCAGUGUUAUCUAUAGAGCAACCUAUGUAAUCUCCUCAAAUCGCUUAGCCCCUUUACUUUGCUUCAGUAUGUAACAAUGCAACGUCCUAGAGCAAAUGUUGCAAUGCCCUGUCAGAGUAUGACACAGUGAUUGAUCUUCCAGGCCUUGCUCAGACUCCUUUCACCUCUUCAUGACCCUGCAUAUGGUGCACAGAGGAGACAGGACCAGUUAUGAGGAAAAAGCAGCAUACAGGUGGGUGCACUUGCAUCACAGUGUAGGUCUAUGCUACAAUAAAAAAAACUACAGUACGUCUCAGAGCUGGGGCCAACUGACUUGGGCAUAUGCUCCAGGUCUAAAAAUAGCAGUGCAGAUGAUUGGACUGGAACCUGGGCUCUGAGACCCUCCCGAGUCACCAGGUUACAGAGCCCAAGCUCCAGCCCAAACCCAAACUUCUACACUGCUGUUUUUAGCUGAAAAUGCAAGCCUCAUGAGCCAAAGUCAGCUGACCAGGCUCUGAGACUUGUUGCUGUGGGUCUUUUAUUGCAGUGUAGACACACCGGCAUUCCAGAUACCUAAAGCAGGGCUAACACUGUAGACCUACCCAGAGAUGGGGUGGGUCCUCCAUCACUUGGAAUCUUUAAAUCAAGAUUGGAGAUGUCUUUCUAGAAAAUAUGCUGUAGCUCUGCCAGAGGUUAUGGACUUGAUGCAGAGUUUACUGGAUGAGCUACAGCUAUGCUGUGUAGGAGGUCAGACUAGAUGAUCAUAACGGUUCUUUUUGGCCUUAAAAGUCUAUUUGUUAGAAGUUUGUAUUUAUAGUUCCCCUGGGCAGCCAGUGUCUGCGCUUUCAGUCAUCGCCUGGGUCUUUCUCCCCCUCACCUAUUUUGCAAGUAAUGUUGGCACAGGUAGGUGCCAGCUUUUUCCUUUCCCUGAGGUGCUCAACCCCUGCUUAGGGCACAGGCCCUACCCCCACUCCACCCUUCCCCCACACCUCUGCCCCUUCCUGCCCCCUCCCCUGUACAUGCCCGGUCCCUGCUCCUCUCCCCCCUGUGCCUCCUGCAUGCCGCAGAACAGCUGCUCACAGGAGGCACUGGGAGGGAGGGGGAGGAGUAGAUUGGCGGAGCUGCCUGCAGGUGGGAGAUUCUGAGGGGAGGAGGAGAAGUUAAUUGGCAGGACUGCCAGUGGGUGGGAGGUACUGGGGGGAGGGAAGAACUGGCUGCUGAUGAGUGCUAAGUACCUGCUAAUAUUUUUCCAUGGAUACUCCUUGGGGCUAAAUUUUAGCACAGUCAGUAACUCAUAUCAAUGGGGCCUUUGCAGUUAAUUCCCUAUGGUGCUGGAAAGGCAAUUUCUUUGGCGCUGAAACAGAUUUCUGGUCAAGGAGUGUGGAAGUCAUUAAAGAGCAGCAGAAUGAGGAAAAAGGUGAUGGGCUUUUAUCUGCACAAUACAUUUUAUUGCAAGUAUUUUACUCAUCCCAGUCUGCAAACCUCUUCUUCCAAAAUAUUUUUAUUAAAACUUUUAAAUCUGUAUUUCUUUACAAAUGGUCAGCCUCUAGACAAGAAUGCGCAGGGCAUUCUAUUAAUUCAAAUUCUAUUAAAUAUAAUGAACAAAAACAUCUUUAGUCUAAAGUGUAAGUCUGGACUCUCAUGGUCUUCAUGAAAUGCAAAAUAUACCUCUGAAUUCUGAUUUCUUUCCAUGUAUCUAACCAAAUUAUAACUGAAAGCUGAGUAGGCUAUUAAUACGUGGAGCAUAACACAAAACCCUAGCCAAAAACUUUUUACCCUGAGUUUUUUGAUCUCAUUUGCAAAAUGGGCCACAUAUUAGAAAGGAUGGGAUUUUGAGCAAAAGCUGAGGAGCCACAUACUCCAGAGUUUCAGUUCUGGCUCUGACAUUGACUCUGCAAUCAUGAGCUAGUCAUCUAGCCCCUCUUUGACUCCACUUGCCCACCUGCAAAAUGGAAAUAGUACAACCUAACUGACUGGUGUUGUGAUCUCAUAUUUUUGGCUUGGGGGACAUGGGAGAAAUCUUAAAAAGUCUGCUCUGUUAUGAGCACAGAAGCUGGGAGCUAGGAAGACAUUUCCCCAUAUAGGAAGGUUAUCCCGUAACUGCAUUCGUAAAGAAACACGAGUAUUAGAAUCGUCCUACCUCUUCCUUUAUUAAACAUGGUGGUUAUUAGCCUAGGUUCCAAUAUAUUUUCCCUGAUCAGGAUGGAAAAAUCUGACAACUGUAUUAGCCAAACCAUGCUAUAGGUGUCCCCAAUUCCACAGAUGGGGACUUGAUUCUCCAUUGCCCUUGUGCAGUCAUUAACACUAGUGCAAAGUAGGUGUAAAAAUGCUACCAAAUCAGACAGGUCAUGUUUUUGGUCUGUGGCACAAUUGCAAAGGUCAUUUCUCAGAUGCAAAAAAACCCAAAAAACCCUCUGUCCCCAUGGGCUAGAGAACCAUGCCAGUACCUUACUAGCACCAAUCACGUUGAAACACACUGCUGGUGCCAGUGUGGAUAGACCCAUGUGAUUCCCCUUUAAUCUGAAGGAAGACCUGUGUUGAAAUACAUAAAAUAAACCCCCUGCCAAAAAUAGGAUAGAAAGAAUCAAUGUUUUGGGGGAUAUAUUUAUUCUGGGUUUGCUCAUUUAAAAAAUUGUGAUUUUAACAACCAGACAUUAUCAGUCACUUUUUACCUGAAUUAUUAAGGCCAAGAUACUAAAAUUGGGCCCUAACAGUCAAUGGGAGCUGCUGGGUGCUAAGCACUUAUGAAAAUUUGGCCAUUUUUUCAGGAGUCCAGAUAAAGAUUCAGGAGUCUAACUUUAGGUUUUGGAAGUUAUGUUGCCUAAAUGUUUAGAAUUGCUGGCUGGGUGAGGUUAUUGUAAGAAAAGAGAAUAAGACUUUGAAGAAGAAAGUAACCAUGAUUUACAAAUGCCUGUACAAUUCUUUGUAAUAACCCCAUGGGGAAUCACUUGUGAUAAUGACCAACUAUGUCUUUGGAAAAAUAUUAAGUAAAAUAUGUUCUCUUUCCAUCCAUACAAUAGUUAGUCCUCUUGGUACAUUUAAGUCUGUUUUAGAACUUGAUGGGUGGUUAGCAGUGGACUUAAGUGGGUGCUGAUGGUGCUCAGCAGCUAUUGGAGGCACUUGCCAUCCAGCAGAAUCAGACACACUGAAGGCGUCAAAUCUAUUACGUCUGGCGUAAUUGUAAAAGUGAUUGAGAUAAGAAAAGAGGAGCCUCUGAUAACUUUCUGUACAGGAAUAUUUACAAACUUUUGAUUUUCUUUUUAAAAUAUACAUGGAUUUAAAAAUAAUUUGGUUUAAUUUUUUUUUAAUUCCCCAACAACCCCAAACCCACCCAUAAUCUUUAAGAAGUGUCCAGAAGAAAAGCAAGCAACAGCUGUGACACUUUCUUAGGGUACUCAGGACUCUGAGUCACAUUGUUACCCUGCUGCAUCCAGCAUGAGGAAGUCUUUCUUAUAGUAGCUGGCUCUCAGCUCCCUGUCACUGCCAGCCCUUCAGCCACUCAAACACUCUCCUCUGGGCUCUGCUGGCCCUUACUUUGCCUUGCAGGUUAACAAUAGGUACAUCCCAGUCCCUGAGCCACUCCAAAAGCAUCCCCCUGAUAGUGUCCAGCCCCUGUCACGGGACACUCUGUAAUUACGAGGGUUGCAACUCCCAAGGGAAUAGAACACAAGUACCAGCUUAUUUGAUUCAACUGAGUACAAGCUCCAAUCCAAGAGCACAGCACAGUAAUCUAUUACUACUCAAAACAAAUAUAAAUUUAUUAAUAAAGGUAGAGAUUUAAGAGAUAGCGAGGAACGGUAAUAAGAGCCAAAGGUUACAAAUAAAAGUAUAACACACGUCCGCUAGAUUAAAACUUAACUGUAGCAAGCUACAAUCCUUUGUCUAAAAUAGUCUCUCACCUCAGCUUUUUCUGCAGAGUUGCUGGUUUCAGUCAAGCCAGGAUCCAAAACAUUCAUGAAUCACACACACCCCCUCCCCUCCACCAAGGGUGUUCCUCAGGGAAGUGGAUAACAUAGGGGUCCUUUUUCCUUUCUCUUAUACCUCAAAGUUUGUCUUUGCCCUCCUGAGACAAGACAACCCCCGGUGGUUCUAGUCUUUGGUGUCACCCCAUGUUGACGUCACAUCCUCGAGUUUAUCUAGAAUACAAAUGUAGCUCCUAUUGUGUUUGGCUUCCAAUGAUUUUCAGUCAAUACUAAGUGCAAGUGGGAGGUGCCAGGGUAAAGCCUUCUGAUCCCAGGACAGGUACAGCAAGGGCAGUGACAGAAUAACCUUCUCCUACGGUGCUCUACCAUAGUAAGUCAAUCAUGUUCUGGGGUCCGCAUAGCAUUCGGCCCUUAGAGCAAGACUGUCAAUUAGUGCCAAAUGUUGGAGUGAUGAUUUACGAUGUGAACCACUAUUUGGGAAAGUGCUUAUCACAAGCUGAAGUGCUCAAAGUUAUGCACAUGCUUUCCUGAAUCGGAGUCUGACAUCUUAACUGAGACCAACAACUCACUUCAUAUAGGCCACCAAACAGAGUCAGGUGCUAGAGUCAAGCCAACCAUCUAAGAUGGAAGGUUCCAUAUCUUUUCAAAUCCAACUCCCGCAAAACCUUUCUGUCAUCUAACAUGCCAGCAGCUGAUGAGGGCUCGUGAUAAGAGGAGAAUUAGAUAAUUGCUAACUAUCAUCAUCCCUUAAUUUAAGAUGUUGCCAAGAAAUUAAUCUCUUUCCUCUCCAGCCUUCACCUUCUAGUCGGGUUGCCUGGGCUGCUGCCGUAUAAAUUGACUGGAUUAUUGAAGGGUCUUUAUCAUGAUGAGCAAUAAUAAGGGUUUUAUAUGAAGCUAUAUUAAAGCAUUUUCAUUAGAGUGGUAAGUUUGGGUCAACGAGCGCCUCAAUCUAAUCAGUUUCUGAAUUGGUUAUUAAUGUACGAUAGAAAUAGGUGGAAUUGUGGCGUUUUAAGCUGGAGAAAUGGUCAACUUAAACAGGGAGAAGUAAACCCCUCUGAAAAGUCUCUGCUUUCAUAAAUGUUCAAGUUAACAGGAUAUUUUACCAAGAGCAGAGCAUAUAAAAGUAUUAAGGGAACAGAUGUGUGGGCGGAAAAUAUUGGGUAAAGGAAACUCUACCUCAUCCUUCUUUAAAGGUUUCGUAGUAGCACAAUUAAACACUCCUCAUGGCAUUGUUAUACACAAACCAUCUGGCACGAAAGAAACACUUUAUAUUUGUAUGUCUAAACUUCCUGUUAUAAUUGUAUUUUGCUGGCAAUAGAAGCAGUCUAUAUCGUUUGCAGUUUCCUCAUCAGAUCUGUAAUUAUGCAGUGUUUCUGGUUUCAAUAAAGGGAUUUAAUGGCC